UGUUGUUCAGUGCGGGGCUUGAUUGAGGAGACUUAGUGUCUGUGGCCAUCGGGUCGGCUCGACGUGCCUCUCGUCCCAGUGUUCAGGAAGAGCUAAAGAUGGCUGAAUCUCUAGAUGACCAGGAUACUCAACUAUGUGACAACUGCAAAAAAGAAAUUCCUGUGUUUAACUUUACCAUUCAUGAGAUCCACUGUCAAAGGAACAUUGGUAUGUGUCUUAUCUGCAAGGAACCAUUUCCCAAAUCUGACAUGGAGACUCACAUGGCUACAGAACACUGUCAGGUGACCUGCAGAUGUAACAAGAAGUUGGAGAAGAGGCAGUUAAAGCAGCAUGAGGAGUCUGAGUGCCCUCUGCGGCUUGCUGUCUGCCAACACUGUGAUUUGGAACUUUCUGUUCUCAAACUGAAGGAACAUGAAGAUUAUUGUGGUGCCCGGACGGAACUAUGUGGCAAUUGUGGGCGCAAUGUCCUUGUGAAAGAUCUGAAGACUCACCCUGAAGUUUGUGGGAGAGAGGGGGAGGAAAAGAGAAAUGAGGUUGCCGUACCUCUUAAUGCAUAUGAUGAGUCUUGGGGUCAAGAUGGAAUCAGGAUUGCAUCCCAACUCCUCAGACAAAUUGAGGCUCUGGACCCACCCACAAGGAUACGCCAAAGGCCCCUAAGAGCCUUUGAAUCAGAUCUUUUCCACAAUAGAACUAACAACCAAAGGAACAUGACUGCCCAGUUUCCAAUUCAGAAUAAUCUAUUUGAAGAACAAGAAAGGCAGGAAAGGAAUAGAAGCAGACAGCCUUGCAAAGAGGGUGGUGAAGAUAGUGCAAACUUGGACUUCAUGUUGGCUCUAAGUCUGCAAAACGAAGGCCAAGCCUCCAGGGUGGCGGAGCAAGACUUCUGGAGGGCCGUAUGUGAGGCAGACCAGUCUCAUCGCGGUCCCAGUUCUCUGAGUGACAUAAAGGGUGCAGCUGACAAGACCAUGUUGCCUUGUGAAUUUUGUGAGGAACUCUACCCAGAGGAACUGCUGAUUGACCAUCAGACAAGCUGUAACCCUUCAUGUGCCUUACCUUCGCUCAGUACUGGCAGCUCUUCCCCCAGAGGGGUGGAGGACCCUGAUGUCAUCUUCCAGAACUUUCUGCAGCAGGCUACAAGUAACCAGUUAGACUCUUUGAUGGGCCUGAACAACUCACCCUCUGUGGAGGACAGCAUCAUCAUCCCCUGUGAAUUCUGUGGGGUACAGCUUGAAGAGGAGGUGCUGUUCCAUCACCAGGACCAGUGUGACCAGCGCCCAGCCACAGCAAACAACCAUGUGAUGGAGGGGAUUCCUAGUCAGGAUUUCCAGCCUCGAGAUACCUCACCAGAGCUGCCCAGGAGGCGUGUCAGACACCAGGGAGACCUGUCCUCUGGGUACAUGGAUGAUAUCAAGCAGGAAACAGCUAAAGGACCCACCUACUCUCUGCCCCCCAGCAGACCCAUUAACAACAUGAUAGCUACCUGUAACCGACUGUCAAAAUCAACAUCAGGCCCCAGACUUGGGUGCCAGCCCAGCCUUCCUCAUGUACUGAAGCUCAGCAAUUCAGACAGCCAGGACAUCAGGGGGCAGAGCCGAAACAGCCAGAAUGGGGCCAUGGCCACAGGGCCUGUCCCAGUGAUUCACCCCAUUCAAAAUCUCUACCCAGAAAACCUUGUGACCUCUUUCCCCCAUGGGCCUGCAGGGAGAUAUGGAGCUAGUGGUAGGAGUGAAAGUGGCAGGAGCUCCCGGGUCACCCCUGCAGCUGCCAACUACCACAACAUAACUUCAAAGGCAAAGCCCUCCAAGCAACAGGGAACUGGGGAUGCAGAAGAGGAAGAGGAGGAGGAGGAGUGAUGCCUCCAAAGACCCUUCACAUUGGUUUCUACCUUCUAUGCACAGCAGCACUUGCCGCAGUGCAGGCCCUGCCUCUCUGGUUCUUUGGGCAAGGGAGAUUUUUUUGAUUUUAACUUUUUCUAGGUUAUGGCCAUUUUGUGUCUUCUGAGAUUGUGCUGUGGGAAUUUGUGGGUUUGUGGGAGGGUUAGCAGAGAGGCUGCUAAGAAAUGUUUCAGCCUUAGCUGCCACAUUUUGGCAGCAGUGAAAUAAAAGUUAUGGCUUCUUGGCCCACCAGGGCUCCAUUUUUUGACAUACUGUCACCACUGCUUCUUGGUGCUGUGUGGUCCUGGUGGAUGGAGGGGAGGGUUCUGGAAACCUGAUACGCAUGUGAAGUGAUUCUCUUCCCUGUGGGGGCUUAAAUUGGGGGGCUUUUGGGUUACCUCUCCUGUGUACUGCCCUGACUACUUUAGGCUCUGGGCUUCCGCUGUGUGUGGAGGAGCUCUGGUAAAGUGCUCAGGGCAGUUGCAAUGUAUGUUAGGAAUGAGGCUUUUGGAGAUGAGUUGAGCUGGAGGUGAGUGGACUAGGGGUGAUAUUUUAAGCUAUUUCCUUGGCAUUUGGCAUCACUGCCUUCUGUUUCUGGUGGGGAGAUGGCUCCUUGGUCUUCACUGCCCUCUACUGGAGAGGGCUGAGGGCUAACCAGGGCCAUACUGGGCUCUGCCCUCAUCAGGGCUGAGGCCUCAGUCCCAGACUUGCUCUGAAAAUUGUGUCAGAGUCCCUUCCCCCUCUUUUUAAUUUUACUAUUACAGUCAUUAUUAUUAAAUUCCUUGUAAUAGAAAUAAAGUUUGUACUUGGAGUUCA
Galeopterus variegatus (Sunda flying lemur) is the source of this 2690-nucleotide messenger RNA. It is a transcript of the gene TRAFD1, whose product is annotated as TRAF-type zinc finger domain containing 1. Lineage: Eukaryota; Metazoa; Chordata; Mammalia; Dermoptera; Cynocephalidae. The transcript has 13 exons. The record is from RefSeq and is a predicted model, not a curated record. Bases 99 to 1853 code for a protein of 584 amino acids.